AUGAGUGGCAGUAAUACGACUGGUACCGCCAAGCACCCUAUCAGCGAGACCGCUUCGCCCAGUGCUGGAGGCUAUCUUGUCUCCAAUUCAGCGCUAGGUGGGGGUGCGAGGUCGACAAGCACUGAAUCUCCUUUGAUUGUGGUCCAGCCCGCGAAGCGUAGCGACUUGCAGCCCUCGUAUGCACAGGUCCUUGAGGCGGAUCCGAACGAUGCGUCUACCACAGGAUGGUAUGGGUCUAUGAGUACGCAUCACGGAUAUCCUAACCGCGGUUUGCCGUAUCACUGACAUGUUCUAUCAGUUGGCGGUUUGGGAUCCCUAAUCGGAUUUCUUGGUGCCAUUCCAUGUUGCGUCAUUUGUCCGAAUCCUUAUAAGCCGGUCCACCAGGGCAGUGUCGGUCUCGUUACCAAGUUCGGGAAGUUCCAUCGCGCAGUCGACCCUGGUCUCGUCAAGGUCAACCCUCUUUCCGAGAAGCUCAUUCCUGUCGACGUGAAGAUCCAGCUCUGCGAGGUUCCUCAGCAGGUCUGCAUGACAAAGGAUAACGUCACGGUUCACCUUACCUCCGUCAUCUACUACAAUAUCGUCUCGCCGCAUAAAGCCACUUUCGGUAUCUCGAAUGUGCGACAGGCGCUUAUUGAGCGCACGCAGACCACCCUUCGACAUGUCGUUGGUGCUCGUGUUUUGCAGGAUGUUAUUGAGCGCAGGGAGGAGAUUGCCCAGAGUAUUUCUGAGAUAAUUGAGGAUGUCGCGAAUGGCUGGGGUGUGCACGUUGAGAGCAUGUUGAUCAAGGAUAUUGUCUUCAGUCGCGAGCUCCAGGAUUCCCUUUCCAUGGCCGCCCAGAGCAAGCGUAUUGGAGAGAGCAAGAUCAUUGCCGCUAGGGCGGAAGUUGAGUCUGGUGAGUUAUAUAGGAUCUCCAUGCCGUGAACCCGAUUUCUGACGCUCUCAUAGCCAAAUUGAUGCGCCAAGCUGCCGAUAUCCUUUCCAGUGCCCCAGCGAUGCAGAUCCGUCAACUCGAGGCAAUGCAGGCAAUGGCAAAGACCGCAAACUCCAAGGUCAUCUUCCUACCCACCUCAAACACCGGCCUUCAGCAGUCACUCCAAGCUUCCGUCGAUAACGGCGAAGGCCCUAGCAGUGGUGUCGGCCGCUCCUCAGACUUUGGAGAUGACAUGGAUCCCUCCUUCCACAGGGCUUUGAACGCUCACAUUGUAUCGGAGAUGUGAAGCGCUUAGCUUACUGGCUGUGCUUGUGUUACUCGUCUCUUAAUUUCUACUUUGAUUUCCUUUGUCACGGGAAAUGGUGCUGGGGGUUAGCUGGACCCUUUCGUUUCCGCUUGGAUGUUUGAGCCAAGGCUGGGCUCUCUUGAGGUGGGGUUUGGUGUAUCAAAAUGAUGGGUUGGGGUUUUCGGGAUUCUUUGACACGAACGACGCAUGAUUGAUGUGUCCUUUUUCGAUAGUAUCAACUAGCUAAUUAUUGAAUUAUUAA
Tuber aestivum (summer truffle) is the source of this 1479-nucleotide messenger RNA. The record is from the annotation of a GenBank genome assembly. Lineage: Eukaryota; Fungi; Ascomycota; Pezizomycetes; Pezizales; Tuberaceae.